This is a messenger RNA of Anastrepha ludens (Mexican fruit fly), 593 nucleotides long. RefSeq names its product mitochondrial import receptor subunit TOM20 homolog. The record is from RefSeq and is a predicted model, not a curated record. The transcript has a single exon. The coding region runs from base 75 to 593 and encodes 172 amino acids. Gene Ontology annotation, biological process: protein import into mitochondrial matrix; protein targeting; tRNA import into mitochondrion. Gene Ontology annotation, molecular function: transmembrane protein transporter activity. NCBI's taxonomy places the organism in Eukaryota, Metazoa, Arthropoda, Insecta, Diptera, Tephritidae. Gene Ontology annotation, cellular component: mitochondrial outer membrane; mitochondrial outer membrane translocase complex.
GUCAAAAUUGUUUCAAUUAUUUUAAAUACGAAUAAAAUAUAUUUAAUAAUAUUUAAAUUGUAAUAUCAAUUAAUAUGAGUCCAAUCAAUAAAACAACUGUGGGCAUAGCUGCGGGUGUUGCAAGUACAAUUUUCAUUGGCUAUUGUAUUUAUUUCGACAGCAAACGACGUGCUGACCCCGAAUACAAGAAGAAAUUACGCGAGCGACGACGUCAUAACUACAAAAAUGAAAAUUCCACCAAAAUUCCAAAUUUUAAUGAUCAAGAAGCAAUUGAGAGAUAUUUCAUGCAAGAAAUCCACAUGGGUGAAUCGCUAAUUGCCCGCGGUGAACUAGAGAACGGUGUCAGGCAUCUUGUCAAUGCAAUACUAGUAUGUGGACAACCAGUACGCCUCUUAGAAAUGUUGCAGGCAUCAUUACCAGCACAAGUAUUUGCCAUGCUGAUACUAAAAAUGCAAGAAGUCGGUAAUCGCGUAAACACCGAAUUGAAUGAUAAAUCGAAAAUAGUUACAGUUAAGUCAAUUGGAAGCAACGAGAACUCGGAUGACAUUAAUCGUGCUCAAGCUGGAGUUCUAAUUGAUGACCUGGAGUCGUAA